GACCUCUUAUCCGGCUUCUACAAAUCCCGGAAUACUGGGUCAUACUAAAUAAUAAACGGGAUCCUGUAUUGAGUACACAGGACCUUGCUUUUGAAGUUGGUUAAUUUGCAUACGGCUGUCUCCAGAAAACCUGAAAAUCCAAAAAUCCGGGACACUUCCGGUUUUGAGUUUGCCGGAUAAUUGGUCCGGUUCCGUAACAAGACUUUAAAUAUUUACUGCGGAGAAUUGUCGGUUGUUAGACACGCGGCAACAUGUUGUUCUAUUCUUUCUUCAAAUCUUUAGUUGGUAAAGAUGUUGUUGUGGAACUAAAGAAUGAUCUCAGUAUUUGCGGCACUUUGCAUUCAGUGGACCAGUUUUUAAACAUAAAACUAACCGACAUCAGUGUUACAGAUCCUGAAAAAUAUCCACAUAUGCUCUCUGUAAAGAAUUGCUUUAUCCGUGGCUCCGUUGUGCGUUAUGUCCAGUUGCCAGCAGAUGAAUGUGAUACCCAACUGUUACAAGACGCAGCACGCAAAGAAGCUGCUCAGAACAAGCAGAGGUAAUAACAACAACCAACAAUGUUAUAAUUUAAUCAGACUGUUGUUUCUUUCUCUCUCUCUUUUCCUUUUCCUCUCAAUUCCAUGCAUUUGUGUACAUAGCCUUCCAUCAAACACAACACAUGAUGAUGAUGAUGAUGAUCAUAUAUAGCUAAUAAAAAAAGAGAAGUUACAUGUUUUUCUCCUA
Molecule: messenger RNA, 723 nt
Organism: Octopus bimaculoides (California two-spot octopus)
Lineage: Eukaryota; Metazoa; Mollusca; Cephalopoda; Octopoda; Octopodidae
Product: U6 snRNA-associated Sm-like protein LSm2
Biological process (GO): mRNA splicing, via spliceosome
Cellular component (GO): U6 snRNP; U4/U6 x U5 tri-snRNP complex; precatalytic spliceosome
Molecular function (GO): RNA binding
Source: RefSeq, a predicted model, not a curated record